Molecule: messenger RNA, 1037 nt
Organism: Setaria italica (foxtail millet)
Lineage: Eukaryota; Viridiplantae; Streptophyta; Magnoliopsida; Poales; Poaceae
Exons: 1
Coding region: 1-639 (212 amino acids)
Source: RefSeq, a predicted model, not a curated record
AUGUCAGACUCCUUGGUCCGUGUUUCAAGACGGGUCGGAUGGGGAGCCCGCAGGCCGUUGCAGCGCAGCAUCCCGAGGGAUGCGCCUGCGGCGCGCGGUAACCGGCCGUGCCGACGACGGCUGCCGGGGGCACCUAAGGUCCCCGGGCUUAGGCCGCCGGCGCGGCCGACAACAGUCCACACCCCGAGCCGAGCGGCGGACCAGCAAAAGCCGUUCCGCAUACGACCGGGGCGCAUCGCCGGCCCCCAUCCGCUUCCCUCCCGGCAAUUUCAAGCACUCUUUGACUCUCUUUUCAAAGUCCUUUUCAUCUUUCCCUCGCGGUACUUGUUCGCUAUCGGUCUCUCGCCUGUAUUUAGCCUUGGACGGAGUUUACCGCCCGAUUUGGGCUGCAUUCCCAAACAACCCGACUCGUUGACGGCGCCUCGUGGUGAGACAGGGUCCGGGCCGGACGGGGCUCUCACCCUCCCAGGCGUCCCUUUCCAGGGAACUUGGGCCCGGUCCGUCUCUGAGGACGCCUCUCCAGACUACAAUUCGAGUAGCGAAGCUACCCGAUUCUCAAGCUGGGCUGUUCCCGGUUCGCUCGCCGUUACUAGGGGAAUCCUUGUAAGUUUCUUCUCCUCCGCUUAUUUAUAUGCUUAAACUCAGCGGGUAGUCCCGUCUGACCUGGGGUCGCGGUCCGAGCGCCUAAACGCUUCGGUCGUGUAUGGGUCCUUGAGGCCAAUAAGCCAGCUGCAUGCCAGGACACUGCACCGAGAACAACUAGAUGUCGCCCACCACGUGCGGUGCCCGACAAGUUAUGCCGGCAGCCCAAACUUCGGCCCACCGCGCCUUGCAGCACGGGGAGCCAAACACCACGUCCUUCCCCAGGUUUGGGUUGGGAGUGUCUUUUGGCGUGACGCCCAGGCAGGCGUGCCCUCAACCAGAAGGCCUCGGGCGCAACUUGCGUUCAAAAACUCGAUGGUUCGCGGGAUUCUGCAAUUCACACCAGGUAUCGCAUUUUGCUACGUUCUUCAUCGAUGCGAGAGCCGAGAUAUCCG